AUGGCUGAGGGAGCCUCUCCUCCCUCGGACAUUCCCCCGGAUCUUCUCUUCUUGUCUUCUGCUCCUCCGCUCACUUCGUCGUCUGCUUCUAUUGAGGCUAUCUCCCCUACGGUUUCAAUCCCGGCAUCACCUCCUUUGCCUUGUGCUCCUCUGUCAGGUUGUCCUCCGGUCUCCUCUUCGGAACCUUCGGCAACUUCUCUACCGGACAAAUCAACUUCUUGGAUCUCCAAUUUCAAGCCCCAAUUCAAAAAUUUAACGAAGAUUGGUUCCCCAACUAUGUCUUCCGAUGGUAUUCCUCAGAUCCAGGCCCCUGAUUCCAUAGUCUUGAGUUCAGCUCAGAUCUGGAAGAAUCAUAUUGUCGCCUACUUUCACGGGAACCCUCCUUCUGUAGCCAAGAUAUUCUCCGAUUUGAAUCCGAUUUGGGGUUUAAAAGGUCUUAUUUCAAUUAAGCAUCAUUCUCCGGGAGUUUUCCUUAUUCUUAUUCCAAAUCUCGACACAAGGAAUUGGGUUCUAGAUGUUGGCUUCUGGCAUUCGGGAAAUUGUUCUAUCACUGUAACUCCUUGGGAACCUUCAUCAUCUACUCGCAGAAUGAAGCUGGUACAUGCCCCUGUUUGGGUCCUCUUUAGGCGUGUUCCACCGGAGCUCUGGUCGGAGGUUGGCUUCAGUACCAUUGCGUCAGCGGUGGGGAUUCCUGUCCAUUCCAAAUUUCCCAAUAUUAAACCCUACUCUAAUGGAGUGGUCAAGCUAAGAGCCAACUCAAUUCGGAUCAAGGAUAAAUUUGGGAAUUUUGCUCUGGUUUUGGUUGAAGUUCUUAAGCUCCCUCCAAAGUGUAGUAAUUGUCGAGAGUUUGGUCACCUGGAGUUACGUUUCCCCUCAACAAUUGUCCCACUUGCUCCAAUGGCUCAAUUGUUGGCAAAAUCCUCUACUCCUUCAAAGGGAACUUCUUCUCCGAGAUCAGUUCCUGCUACUUCAAAGGAAGUCUUGGUUGUGGAGGAUUCUGAGAGUAAUCAGGAAGCUCAGGAUGUUCACUCCUCCUCCAGUGUUCAAGACCAUUUAUCUCCCUCAACUAGUUCUACUGUAAUUGUUAUUUCGGAAGACGCUCCGGUGAGUGAUCCUCUGGAUGGGUAUACUAAAGUUACGAAGAGGUCCAAACCUCCUACGGUUUCUCAAACCUCUUCAGAGAAUGCUCGUCGAGCACAACCGGUGACUUCAUCCCAGUUUGGUGAAGAAGAGGAUGUUAAUAAAAGUGCCCAAGUGGUUAUUAGGAAUCGUUUCAAGGCCUUACAAUCAAUGGGAUCCUUUCCAACACCCCUGCUCAUUCCAAAAAUGCAGAGGCGAGUUCAGAGGCAGCAAGCUCGUCAGAUUUCCUCUUCUCUGACAACUAGACCUCCUCCGGAUCCCGAGGAAGUGGAUUCCUGUACUUCAGUUUCGUCUUUUGCAAGUCCGUCAGAGCAUCCGCGCUUAGCAGGUGCUCUUGUUACUGAUUCCUAG
Molecule: messenger RNA, 1491 nt
Organism: Microthlaspi erraticum
Lineage: Eukaryota; Viridiplantae; Streptophyta; Magnoliopsida; Brassicales; Brassicaceae
Source: the annotation of a GenBank genome assembly